UCAAAGACGGUGAGAGCGUCGAUGCGAAAAAAGUAGAGAAGGAUUACUCGAGCGCAGCGCGUCGCGUGUACGAAAGGGAAAGCCCGCCCAACCACCGUUGCAGUCCGCCAAGUGUCACGGUGCGCGUUGUUCUGCGAGACGGGAACCGGAGUAGUCACUCGCUCGACCGGCGCCGCGGGCUGAACAAUUCUUGAUCCCCUCACUCCUCACAGGGACUUGUCGCUUGCUCCGAGGCGAUUUAGUGUAUCUAACAGCAGCAGCCAUGCCGUACAUGUUGGAGGACGACGUAUUUGGAGAAGAGAAGAACUGGGCCCUGGUAACGCCGGAACAGAUCCGCGAGCUGCGCCAGCACUUCCUCGACACCUGGAAUGAGGAGGACGAUGUGUACUACGACGAAGAUGUGAAGAAGAUAAAGGAGAGCGAUGAUUUCUGUCGGAAGAUAAUCGCCCACGUGCGGCUCGACAUGGAGUUGGCCCACAAGGUCGCCUCGUACCAUCUUCGCUGGAGACGUUAUGUCAAGAUCCGAGAUAUCACGGAGGAAUCCAUACCUAAGGAGUAUUUUGAGCAAAACGCAAUCUACCCAUACGGCAAAGACAAGCUUGGAUGCCACGUGUUGGUGCUCCGGUGCAAGAACUACACCAAGGGUCAAGCCGACGUUCUUGAGGUGAAGCGAGUGUUCCUGUUCUUCCUGGAAAAGCUGUAUAAUGAUCAUGGCGCCAAGAAGGUCACUAUGGUGUUCGACUGCAGUGGGGCCGGCCUGAGCAACAUGGAUAUAGACUUCACCAAGUUCAUCUUCAACGUAUUCCUCAAGAGGUACCCGCUGGGCCUUGGCUACGUCCUUGUCUACGACAUGCCAUGGUUGUUUAAUGCCGCCUGGAAGAUCAUCAAGGGCUGGAUGAUGCCCGAGGCCGCAGCACGCGUCAAGAUGGUCAACACGGAGGAGAUCAAGAAUUACAUUGACCCCAAGGAGCUCCCAGUCCACAUGGGCGGAACGGACACUUACGAGUACAGCUACGUCCCAGGAAAGCCGCUCGGAGAGCGAGUCGCUUGUUGAGUGGGGCCCGACAACGUCCGCCUGUCCCACCGGAUGACUCCUCUUGGUGGUUCGCCGGAUGCCGCGCACCAGAUCGGCCGCUGAGAGCUUGUUUACGGGCUGCCCCCCUCGAGGGAUUUGACCUCAAAGACCUCUUUGCGGUGCUCUGCUGAACAAAAAGAAAAAGCCGGCGGUGUGUUUUUCUGUGUUGAGAAAAAUGACGACGAAAACCCAGCGUACAAGAAAGGUUACCUAAGUGGGAAGUAUAGAGCUGCUGAACAUUGAAUGAAUGUUUUUUUUUGUAAAUUUAGCCAUUCCAGCAUUUCCUGGCGUUUUGUUCGUGGAAAAGCUUAUGUAUAACGAAAUAUAAAGAUUGGCUCCCUAAAUGGUAGGGCGAUGCUCCCUUUAGAAAAAUCUAUAUUUGGACCCUGUGUACAUUCAAGCAAACUGAAGUGCAACCUUUUCAUACUCAACUGCUUUUCCCAUAAGCGUUAUUUGCGCUGUUUACUGUCUUUGAUGUGAUCAUUCUCAAGAGAGAUCACUGUUUUGCUUAAAAGCAUAUAACGUUGGCACAUUUCUAUUUUUCUUUGUAAAUGAUUCUAUGGGCCUUAUGAACAAUGAUACCAAGAGAAGGUUCUUUUGUUCUCUAUUUUCCAUACAUUUCAUGUAAUAUUUGAAUAUGUCCCCCUGGAGCACUAGACGUGCAAUGCUCAAUGCUGUGAUAUAGUGUGCGGACUGCCAUCACAAAAAAAAAAAUAGUUCUUUUUCUUGCGAACAUGCAUAACACGCUCGCAUUGUUCUGUCGUGGAUGACGUUUACCAAAAAGAAAAAAAGAAAACUGACAUAAAAAUGGUGAUUUAACGUCCUAAACGUACGUAUUAUUCUUAGAAUAGUAAAGAAACACAUUUCUUAUAAGUUCUAACAAAGACAGCAUGUACACUCUUGUCAGUUAUACUGGGUCUAGGCGACGUCGAAGUAAAGUUAAUUGUGCGAUCUUAUUAGAAGCGACAGGAUUAGUUUACACUUUUUUCCCCAAUUCGGUGGACUCUCACGUUGCCUAAAAGGUCAAAUUUCCACCUUCAGUGUUCUUCGGGAAGCAAAACUGUUCAGAGAGCACUCUUCCUUAUCAGUACAUCAGCCAAUGACGCUGUUGUUUUGCGAUUAGGCAUUUUAACUGAUGUGCAAAAGUUCAUCAUGCGGAUAUAGGUGGUAAUGUACCUUGCAGUUUGCACGAAUUGCGAAUGUGUACAAAGACAUAUUUUUAUAUCAGAAAAUAAAACCUGUUAUUACAUGA
This is a messenger RNA of Dermacentor albipictus, 2327 nucleotides long. Its product is annotated as motile sperm domain-containing protein 2-like. Gene Ontology annotation, cellular component: endomembrane system; endoplasmic reticulum-endosome membrane contact site. NCBI's taxonomy places the organism in Eukaryota, Metazoa, Arthropoda, Arachnida, Ixodida, Ixodidae. The record is from RefSeq and is a predicted model, not a curated record.